Messenger RNA from Drosophila arizonae, 773 nucleotides. RefSeq lists its product as uncharacterized. NCBI's taxonomy places the organism in Eukaryota, Metazoa, Arthropoda, Insecta, Diptera, Drosophilidae. The record is from RefSeq and is a predicted model, not a curated record.
CAGCAACAUCAGCAGCAACAGCAACAGCACCAUCGGACAGCAGCAACAACAACAGACAGCAACAACAACAUCUCUCGCAUAGAUGCAGUCAAUACGUCGCUUGGUUCUUGUCGGCCUCUUGGCCGCGCUGAGCGUCUGCGCCUUUGCUAAGCCACAUGGCUGGAGCAGUGGAGGCGGCGGUGGCAGCGGCUGGUCAUCGGGUGGCGGCGGCGGCGGUGGCUGGCCUAGUGGUGGCGGCGGCGGUGGCUCCUCUGGCUGGUCAUCCGGUGGCGGCUCCUCUGGCUGGCCCAGCAAGAUAAGCAUCAGUGCCUGGCCGUCCAGCGGCGGUGGCGGUAGCAGCGGUUGGUCCUCUGGCGGAGGCGGCGGUGGCUGGAAAAGCGGUGGAGGCGGCGGCGGUGGUGGCUGGAAACUGAGCUCCGGCGGCGGUGGCGGCGGCGGAUUGGGCGCUGGUUGGUCUAGCGCCUUGUCUAGCCUCUCUGGCUGGAAAUCUCAAGCGCUGUCUGGUCUCAGCAGCGGCUGGAAGUCUGGCGGCGGUGGUGGUGGCGGCUGGAAGUCUGGUGGAGGCGGCGGCGGUGGCUGGAAAAGCGGCGGAGGAGGUGGUGGCUGGAAGAGCGGCGGUGGCGGUGGCAGUGGCUGGUCCUCCGGCGGUUCAAGCGGCGGCUGGAGCUGGUAGAAGUCCAUCCAUAACAAAUCACUGAGGCGACACUAAAAAGAAUCUACAACUGUACAUAAAAAAAACAAACAAUCUCUACUGCUUUAUCUAGCAAUUUUUU